This is a messenger RNA of Dipodomys spectabilis (banner-tailed kangaroo rat), 936 nucleotides long. Its product is annotated as collagen alpha-1(III) chain-like. Bases 1 to 936 code for a protein of 311 amino acids. NCBI's taxonomy places the organism in Eukaryota, Metazoa, Chordata, Mammalia, Rodentia, Heteromyidae. The record is from RefSeq and is a predicted model, not a curated record. The transcript has a single exon.
AUGGCGGGCCGCGCUGCCGAGCGCCGGCACGUCCGGCGGCGUUGCGCGACGCAGGCCGGGCCCGGCGGCGCGGAAAACCCGCGGCGGAGCGCGGCUCCCUCGCGGGGCCGGGGCGCACGAGGCGCGGGCGGGGGCCAAGGUCACGGCGGGCGCGGGCGGCGUCCCCCGCGCCGGCCUCCGCAGGCCGCCUUCCCCGCCUUCCCCGCCGGCCCGCGGCCGGGGCGCCCGGGGGCUGCGUGUUCACCGCCCGCGGCCCCCGCCCGCCGGGCCUCCGGUGGACAAGCCCGCGGCGGCCCGGGUCCCGACGUCCGCGGCGGACGGGCACGGGCGCCGGGGCCCAGCGGAGGCCCGCGAGCGAGGCCCGGCCAGGACGGCGCCGCCGCGCUGCCGGCUGCGGGCCGCGGGCCGCUCCCCGGGGCGCUGCGUGGGGCCUCCCGAAGGCGGGCCGAGGAGGGCGCGCACCGCCCGCCCAGCCGGUCGUCGGAAGUGCAGCCGCGGCUCCAGCGUGGAGGGCCGGCCUGGGCAGGACGGCGCGGGGACAGCACCCGGCCUGCCCUCAUCCGUGCGGGAGGUGCGGAGCACCGCAGGAGCACCCAGCACAGCCCAGGAGCACCCAGCAGACGCCCAGGAGCACCCAGCACAGCCCAGGAGCACCCGGCACAGCCCAGGAGCACCCGGCACAGCCCAGGAACACCCGGCACAGCCCAGGAGCACCCGGCACAGCCCAGGAGCACCCGGCACAGCCCAGGAGCACCCGGCACAGACCCGGAGCACCCAGCACAGCCCAGGAGCACCCAGCAGACGCCCAGGAGCACCCAGCAGACGCCCAGGAGCACCCAGCAGACGCCCAGGAGCACCGGCACAGCCCAGGAGCACCCAGCACAGCCCUCAGGCCAGGUACCCACAGACACCCCGCACAGCCCUCACGCCAGGUAA